AUGCCUGGAGUUCGAAAAUCACUAACACGCGAUGUUUCCCACCUAGCCAUCGACGCCCUGGACAAUCUCAAGUCCAAGUUCAAGGCCAUCUUCAAGAAGAAGGAGGAGAAGAAGGCCGAGGCAAAGCCCGACGAGACCAAGCCUGCUGCGACGACCACCACGCCCGCUGCCACCGAGCCCACCAAGACCGAAGCUGCUCCCGCCGCGGCCCCGGCCACCGAGCCCGCUGCUGCCCCCGCUCCUGCUGCCGCUGUUGAGCCAGCCAAGGCCCCCGAGCCUGAGGCCAAGAAGGAGGAUGCUCCUGCUACUACCGAGCCCGCCAAGGCUCCCGAGGCUGCUCCCGCCGCGCCCGCAUCCCCUGCCGUAGCCGCCGAGGCCCCCAAGGCCCCUGAGCCCGCCACCGCGCCCGCUCCUGUUGCUGCUCCGGCCGCCACCGAGCCCGCAAAGACGGAGGAGACUCCCGCCCCUACCGCCCCGGCCGCCGCCCCCGCUGCUGAGACCGUGCCCGCGCCCGCUGCCGCCGCUGCUCCGGCCGCCGCUGCCCCCACCGAGGCCGCCAAGCCUGAGGAGAAGAAGGAGACCGCUGCCACCGCCUAG
This is a messenger RNA of Colletotrichum godetiae, 597 nucleotides long. RefSeq lists its product as uncharacterized. The transcript has 4 exons. NCBI's taxonomy places the organism in Eukaryota, Fungi, Ascomycota, Sordariomycetes, Glomerellales, Glomerellaceae. Bases 1 to 597 code for a protein of 198 amino acids. The record is from RefSeq and is a predicted model, not a curated record.